This is a messenger RNA of Wallemia ichthyophaga EXF-994, 1521 nucleotides long. Its product is annotated as 6-phosphofructo-2-kinase/fructose-2,6-bisphosphatase 4. Gene Ontology annotation, cellular component: cytosol. The coding region runs from base 1 to 1521 and encodes 506 amino acids. Gene Ontology annotation, biological process: fructose 2,6-bisphosphate metabolic process; fructose metabolic process. Gene Ontology annotation, molecular function: ATP binding; fructose-2,6-bisphosphate 2-phosphatase activity; 6-phosphofructo-2-kinase activity. Lineage: Eukaryota; Fungi; Basidiomycota; Wallemiomycetes; Wallemiales; Wallemiaceae. The record is from RefSeq and is a predicted model, not a curated record. The transcript is spliced from 11 exons.
AUGGCUGGUGAGACGCCAGUAGCAGCGAGUGUACACGUAGCCUUAUGCUUCUACAGCCCCGUUAUACACCACAAGCUCAGGAAAACUGUGGCACCAAGGAAAUCUGCUCAUUGUCGCUGUCUGCCAGCAAGAGGUAAAACCCACGUAUCAAGAUCUAUUGAGCGUUACAUUCGCUGGCUUGGUGUCAAAGUUGGCACUUUCUCCCUCGGCGACCACAGACGCCAGACUGUCGGACGCGCUAAGGAUCUCCCACCUGACUACUUUCUCCCCACUGGUAAAUCACAAGAGACUGAGAAGCUCCGUGACAGGGUCGUCGAUGAGCUCCAGGGCAACAUCCAGGACUUUUUCGUAAAUAACGGCGGUCAGGUGGCCAUUUAUGAUGCAAACAACUCUGGCGCCGCUGGUAGAGAACAAAUUCUUAAGCGUUUCGGCUCUGAGGGUCUUGGUGUACAUGUCAUCUUCCUCGAAUGCCUCUGCGAUCAAGCCGAGACUGUAGAAGCUAACAUCCGCAAUGUCAAGAUCAGUUCACCAGACUACGACAAAUGGGACUCAGAAAAAGCAGUUCAAGAUUACUGGAAGAGGAUUCGCGAACACGAGGACCAGUAUGAGACAGUCCAGGAGUCAUUCCCUUACGUAAAGAUAUGGAAUUCCGGCCAAAGAAUUAUCGUCAACAAAAUUGAAGGAUAUCUGCAGUCACGUAUUGUUUUUUAUCUGAUGAACAUUCACAAUAAACCACGCACGAUUUACUUUGCAAGAAAUGGGCAGUCUAUUGUCGAGCACUCGUACAAGGCUGAUUCAGAUUUAGCUGCAGCUGGUUGGGAUUAUGCCGACCAGCUGGCCGAUUUCAUCCUGGACAAACAGCGCCAGAAGCGCAAGGAGAGGGGCGAGUCAAGAGCGCCUAAGAAUGACAGAAAGUUCUCGGUCUGGACAUCUACUCGCCGUCGCUCAUAUCACUCCGCAUGGCCAUUCGUGAGAUUGGGUUAUAGAGUGCAUGAAAGGGCGCAAAUGUCGGAAAUUAACCCCGGUGUCUUGGAUGGUGUUGGUCCAGAGGAGUUUAGGGAGCAGUUCCCUAACGACUGGCAUUCGUCUCUCAAAGCACCUUACUCGUUUAGAACGCCAAGGGGAGAAUCAUACCACGAUUUGUGCGUCAGACUCGAGCCUGUUAUAUUCGAAUUGGAGAGAGAGCAAGAUGAUCUGUUGAUUAUUUGUCAUGCAUCUGUUAUUCGUUGUCUCAUCGCAUAUCUAACAGGAUUACCACCUUCUGAGAUUCCAAACGUUGAAAUACCUCGCGGUGAACUUAUCGAGAUGGUUCCUACUGCUUACGGCGUUCACUCGCGCUCGUUCAAAUUCUGGGAGCCUAAACCAACAGACCCGCCACCAUUGGUUAUCAGAGACGGCGUAUUGAGUCCUCGCGUGGACAGUGACUCGUCCCCAAUACAUUCUGGUCCAACACAGCCUUUCGCGCAGGCCGUGCUUGAGAAGGCUGCUGACAAAAUAGAGCCGACGCAUGGUGAAAAGUGA